GACGUAAAAGCUUAAAAAGCACUCGUCACGAAGAGAAAACAAAAAAGGGAGUGUUUUUUGAAUCGCUGCUGCUACCAAUGGAGUUCUUGGGAGGUCGCGAUUCCGAUUCCGAAUACGCUUUCCGAUUGCAGAUGGAGGAGGCCCUCGCUGCUUCCCUCGCUUCCCGAUCUCGUGCUCCACCGUCGCCUCCCGUUGUCGCUAGGAGUGGAUUCGCUGUCGUGGUGGAGGAUGAGGAGAUCGCGCGUCAAAGAAACACCGGCGGCGGAGAAGGUAACUCGAGAGGAAAAGGGAAAACUCACCACGAGACAGUCUCUGGUAUACGGAGAGACGAUCGAAACCCUAACAGUAAAGUCCAGAAUGCUUCUGCGUACGUUGGUGAUGCCGUGAGGAGGGGGAGUUUCAGGGGGGACUUGAUGUAUAGACUUUACUUCAAGGGUUUGGUGAGCGAGGAGACUGGGACUGGGAAGGGGAAGGUGAGUGACGUGGCGGCUGGGUUUGGGGUUGCGAUUUGCGACCAGAGGGAUAAUCUGUUGUUUGAGUCCAAGGGACAGCUUGUUGGCCGUGGCGCGAAUCGUCAGGGAGCGGAGAUUCAGGCGUUGACAAUAGGGUUGACCGAAGCAUGGAAGCUGGGGAUCAAACACGUUUCUAUCUUCUGCGAUUCUUUUCCCAUCUUCCAAUUCGUCAGGGGAAGCUGGACGCCUAAGCAAAAAAAGAUUGCCAUGCUAAUGGAUGAUUUGAAACGGAUCAGGCAACAAUUCUCGUUUACUCAAGCUGUUCUGGUGGCUGGAAAUGAAGUGAAAUAUGCUUAUAAACUCGCUAGGGAGUCCAUUGUUUCGCAAGCAAUCCCUCAAGACAACCCCCGCCAAGCUAAAGUAGCUGCUAGGAAAGAAGAGUGUCUUAUCUGUUUUAACGAUAUCGAUCCUGAGCGCAUGUUUUCUAUCGGCAAAUGCAGUCAUCGGUUUUGCUUUCAGUGUGUGAAGCAACAUGUAGAGGUGAAGCUGCUUCACGGAAUGAUUCCGAAUUGUCCUCAUGAUAAAUGCAAGUCUGAGAUGGUGAUCGAUGCGUGUGGCAAGCUUUUGACUCCGAAAUUGGGUGAAAUGUGGAAGCAAAGGAUCAAGGAGAACGCAAUACCUGUCACCGAGAGAGUUUACUGUCCUUACCUGAAGUGUUCGGCUUUGAUGUCCAAAACCAAGAUAUCUGAAUCGGCCAAGAGCUUACAGUCUGCUUACCCUGCAACUGGAGUCAGGAGAUGUGUCGAAUGUCGUGGCCUUUUCUGUGUGGAUUGUAAAGUCCCGUGGCAUGGGAAGCUGUCAUGCGCCGAGUACAAGAAACUGCAUCCUAAUCCUCCAGCAGAUGAUGUGAAGCUAAAGUCUCUGGCGAAUAAUAAAAUGUGGCGCCAAUGUGGUAAGUGCCAGCACAUGAUUGAACUUAGUCAAGGAUGCAAUCACAUAACUUGCAGAUGUGGGCAUGAGUUUUGCUACAACUGUGGAGGAGGAUGGAACCAAAAAACAGGGACUUGUGUUAAGCAAUGCCCGACCUGGGACGAAGCGUACAUCAUGCGUCAAGAUCCAGGGCGUGCGUAUGUGGCGCCUAACAACUACUUUGAUGAUCAUGAUGAGGAGGAUGAUGAUGAGGAUUAUGAAGAUUUUGAGUACGGCUAUGGUGACUUCCCCUUUAACUUGGGGCAACAUAUGAAUAUUGUUAAUCCUGAAGAGCCCUUUGAUCCCUUCUUCGACCUGCCAGAUGGUGUGAUCCUUCACCCAUCUAUGCUGUCUCCCAGGAGCCGUCAGCAAUUCUACGACUCGGAUGAUGAUUCUGAUGAGGAAACGUUGCGACCACCUCAUUUGAGACAGAGUAAUGCCCCGUCUGGUAAUGAGACAGCAAGAGUUAAUGGUCAUUUGAGACAGAGUAAUGCCCCGUCUGGAAAUGAGACGACAAGAGUUAAUGCUCCUCCUGAGGAAGAAGAAGAAGAAGUUAACGACUGCCCAUACUUCGGAACGUAUGGAAAGUACGCUAUAGUAUACGACUCGGACGGCUAUGAAAUCGAGGAUUACACGAACCCUUUCCAUCCAGAUUACUAUCCUCAGUUUUGAGUUAAUUUGGAACCAAAGUUCAUCUCUUUUUUUUUCUCCUCAGCUUCAAACACUUUGCUAUAUGACUUUUUCGGCUGUAAUGUUUUUGGAGGUUCAUAUGUUUUCUAUGACUUGUUGCUGCGUUUGAGUUUGGGAGAUUGAGAAAAGUGCAAAACUUGGAAUUUGUAGAAACCUUGGGUCUGAAGGUA
Molecule: messenger RNA, 2281 nt
Organism: Brassica napus (rape)
Lineage: Eukaryota; Viridiplantae; Streptophyta; Magnoliopsida; Brassicales; Brassicaceae
Product: E3 ubiquitin-protein ligase RSL1
Exons: 4
Coding region: 78-2093 (671 amino acids)
Biological process (GO): ubiquitin-dependent protein catabolic process; positive regulation of proteasomal ubiquitin-dependent protein catabolic process; protein polyubiquitination
Cellular component (GO): cytoplasm; ubiquitin ligase complex
Molecular function (GO): nucleic acid binding; ubiquitin conjugating enzyme binding; ubiquitin protein ligase activity
Source: RefSeq, a predicted model, not a curated record